Messenger RNA from Ectocarpus sp. CCAP 1310/34, 3119 nucleotides. The record is from the annotation of a GenBank genome assembly. Lineage: Eukaryota; Phaeophyceae; Ectocarpales; Ectocarpaceae.
GCUGCUGCAGCCAAGAGGUAUUUCGGAGGAGAUCUAUUUCUUUGGAGGAGAUCUACUUGGCGCGGGCUGCUGGGGGCAUUCACAUAUCGGUUGGAACGGGAGGUUUGAAUCUUGGGGGCUCUCGGUUGCAUCAAAUUUGGGCCAUGUCAUCCGAGCACAAGUCGCCGGAGACGGAAGAGCGCCUUGGUGUCGUCCGCAGUGAAGGAUCUACUGGCGGUCAGGUCGAGUCGGCGUUGGGGACGGGAGGGGGUUCAUUUCCUCCGUCUCAGGUUGUGGCGGGCGCUAUUGCGGCGGCCGCGAGGGCUGCUGCCGAUGGCGUGGAUUCACCAGCAGGUGACGUGGCUUCAACAACGCAAUCAUCCGCAGAUGUUGGUGUUGCCGAGAGCAGUGGGUUUCCGACGCAAAGUCAUGCUCGGGCCUUGGCUUCCAGCGGGGACCGCCAGCCGGAGCUCGGGCGUGCGGAUGACCAAGUCCAGGCCCACGUCAUGUCUCGUUUGGCCCAUAUGUCGGUGGGUGCUGCGGCGGGGGGAGAGCCCAGCGAGGGCACCACGCUCGCGUCUGAGAAUGCGGAAAAAAUCGCUCGUCUGGAACAAGGCCAGACGAACAUUGUGGCGCAGCUUACCGAGAUCGCUGGGUUGCUGAAGAACCUCCGGCCGGAGUCGGGGCAGGAUGGGAGUCGUGGGCCCGGGGGCUCGGGAGGCCUCGGUCUGGUGCCGGCGUCGUCGCCGUGGGGCGGGGGCGCGGGCGGGGGGGCGAGUGUGCCCGCGAGGUCCAACGCCAAAGAGGAGGCGAGGAGGGAGGCCACCAUUUGGCAGGCCAAAUACAAUCAGACACUCUGGGUACUUCGGGGGCAGCGGGGGCCGGAGCCCGGGCCACAGAAAGAGGACCUGCAGGGAUUGAUGAGCGAUAUCGUUCACGUCACGGGCGACGUCCUCGCCCAGAUGCGUGCGUUUUCGUCUUUCGACGUCAAGAGCUUCCGGCCCGUGGGGGUCGCCCGUACGUCGUCUAUUGCAGACAACUUCGACGUGAUGUGUGAGGCAGUGAUGCGGCUGUUGAAGUUUGGUCUAGAUUCGUCCACGACCGCGGGUGUGCAAUCGCUGCGGCGGUUGGAACCCAUAGCCACAGCCAUGGCGGACGCACGCUCCAGGUUUCGGACUACUCUCGUGCGGAAUAAUGAUGUGUUUCCGGACGAGUACCAGCGGGCGGCACUGCCAAGGUUACCGAACGAGGACUUCAAAUUGUGGACAACGGCGAUCAUCACCUGGAUGUACCCCUUCACGAAAAUGCAUUAUCCGCCGGACGCGUUCGACGGACACACCUUGCCGCCGGUGCCCGAGUUCCCCAACAUCAAUAACUUCUGUGAACGGGGGGUCAAUCUAUUCCGGCUGGUCCUGAGUGACGGAGGAUCCCUCCCCGGAACAGGAGAGUCGCGGGGCGGGAGCGGCAAGCGUAAGGCGGGCCAACUGGAUCGGGGUGAUUCAUCGUCACGGAAGCGUGUCACAAGGGAGUGCUUCCAGUUCCGCGACUCUGGCACGUGCUCUUUCGGCGACAAAUGCAGGGGGGCGGCGUCGCCCGGAGAGGAGGACAGGCUGACGGUGGCGACGGUGGUGGCUCGUCGUCGGCCUUGGCGGUGCGGGGUGGCAGCAAAUAGGGGUGCGGGCUCCGCCGGGUGGCGGGGCCAACUCCAGUGUCGGUUCCAGCUGAGAGGCCGCAACAGCAGCCAGGUCAUAGGGAGAUGGCGUCCCGGGCCUUGGCUGGCGUGGGGAUCCGAGGCGAGCGCUGGGAGGGCUUGCCCGGAGUGGCUUCCGACUUGGAGUCAGGUACGAGGCAAAGUUUUGAACAGGUUUCGCCGCGUGAGGUUGAAGAGUGGCGGGUGGCCGUAUCUGCGUUGGCUGCGUGUGAAGCUGCAGAACGGUACGUCCAUCUUAACCAUGUGGCGCAUGUGGGUUCAAACUUGCUUCGACGGUGUGGGGGACGCGUGGAAAGGUUCGUCGCCGCUGUUGGCCAGAAGUUCUUUCUGCCCCAUGUCGAUGUGAUGCGUGUCAAGGCGCAUUUUGGUGACGCGAAAAAGUUUCCCCGAGUAAGUCAACUUCUGAGAUCGUUGUCUCCGGGUGCGCCGGUUGACGUGGGCUUAGGUGGGAACCUGGACGCUGAAGUGGCGUACGGCAACCAUCCUAGCGCGUUACUGCACAGAGAUCGGAUCACAGACAAAGUGGUAUCGGACGUGAUCUUGGGGCGUGCGUUGGUUUUCGAUGUUCGGUUUAUCCGAGAAAUCUUAGGUGUUAGAGUGUCGCCGUUGGGCGUCAUCGACAAACCGAAGUUCAGAAUAAUUCACGAUCUCACGUUCACCUCCGGCGUGCCCAUCCGUACCAGCGUAAAUCACGAUACAGACUUUGAUCAAGCACCCGAAUGCCUCUUGGGUCAUGUUUUGAGUGAUAUUCUGAAACGGGUGCUGUAUUUGCGACAAGUACACGGCGUGUCGUUGGAAAUUCUCAUCUGCCGCAUUGAUGUGAAAGAAGCCUUCCGACAAAUCCCGGUGGAUCCGUCUCGGGCAUCGGUUUUUGGGUACACGAUCGGCGAUCACGCGGUUGUUGACCUACGGUGUCAAUUUGGAUGGCGGUCGAGCCCAGGGUUUUGGUCCUUGUUCUCGUCCGCGUUGGAACACUCACACACACACACUACAUUUCAAGACGCGUCCGUCUCUCCCGCCGGUGCUGCGGCUGUGCAGCAUGUUCAAGUAGUGUCCCCACCAGACGAAAGUACAGCGGUGCCGUUACCUGUUGAUUGCCAGACUAUUGUGGGCGACGGGGCGUUUGCUGGUUCUCCGUUUUUCGUGCGAUACUACGUUGAUGAUGGCGUGUUGAUUGAAGGGAGAUUUUUCGCUGAUGGCCGCCGAUGUUUGCGCGCGGUGCGUUCUCUCGCUACGGAUCACUUUCGUCUGCUGGGAGAGAGAGGCCCAGCAGACCCGCCGUUGUUGUCGCAAGGAAAGAUCACAGAUUUCGCUACUCGUUUGGAUGUGUUGGGUUGGACAUUGGACACUCAGCAACUCACGAUUACUAUGACCGACACGAAACAGCAGAAACUGGGACGCAUAUUGGUUUCGUGGCCCGCGACGCGGA